UGCCCAGACAAGUGCUAGGCAUAGUGCCCCGAGCAAGUUAAACAACUCUCGGUGGAAGAGAAAAUGAUCUGGAAAAUCACCAGCUUGAUUUUCCAUCGUCCCAAACAAGUGCUUUCUUCCAUCUCCAACCCAUUCAGCCGCCAACGAAUCCUCCUCUCCACAUUCCCGGCAAAUUCACCAGAUUUGAAAACCUUAUGCUCCAACGGUCAACUAAAAGAGGCCCUGUUGGAAAUGGGCAUUCAAGGCCUUGAAGUGGAGUUUCAAGGCUACGAUUCAGUCUUAACUGAGUGUAUAAGCCAAACAGCCAUUAGAGAAGGCCAAAGGGUCCAUGCCCAUAUGAUCAAAACCUGUUAUGAACCGCCUGUGUACCUUAGGACUAGGUUGAUUGUUUUGUAUAAUAAGUGUCAGUGUUUAGGUGAUGCAAGGCGGGUGCUCGAUGAAAUGCCGGAAAGGAAUGUAGUCUCUUGGACUGCGAUGAUCUCAGGUUAUUCUCAGAGGGGUUAUGCCUCAGAAGCCUUGCAUCUUUUUGUAGAGAUGCUAAUGUCAGGUACAGCCCCUAAUGAGUUCACUUUUGCAACGGUGCUUACUUCUUGUACAAGCAGUUCCGGGUUUCAGCUAGGAAGGCAAAUCCACUCUCUCGUUAUCAAGACCAGUUUUCAAUCACAUAUAUUUGUUGGGAGCUCGCUUCUGGACAUGUAUGCGAAAGCUGGUAAGAUUUGUGAAGCUCGUGGAGUUUUUGAUGGUUUGCCAGAAAGGGAUGUUGUUUCUUGUACUGCUAUAAUCUCAGGCUAUGCACAGCUGGGUCUUGAUGAAGAGGCAUUAGAUUUAUUCCGUAGAUUGCAGAGGGAGGGAAUGAGGUCAAAUUAUGUUACUUAUGCUAGUGUUUUAACUGCAUUAUCUGGGCUUGCUGCAUUGGAUCACGGCAGACAAGUUCACAGUCAUGUUCUUCGGGCCAAACUGCCCUUCUAUGUGGUUCUUCAGAAUUCUCUGAUCGAUAUGUACUCAAAAUGUGGAAGCCUCACAUACUCAAGAAGGAUCUUUGAUAGCAUGCCUGAGAGAACUGUCAUCUCAUGGAAUGCCAUGCUUGUGGGAUAUAGCAAACAUGGUCUGGGAAGAGAGGCUGUUGAGCUUUUCAAAUUGAUGAAGGAAGAAAAUAAAGUCAAACCUGAUAGCGUCACUUUUUUGGCUGUUCUAUCUGGUUGCAGCCAUGGAGGGAUGGAAGAUAGAGGGCUUGAAAUUUUUUAUGAGAUGGUGAACCAGAAAGAUGGAUUUGAGCCAGAGAUUGAGCAUUAUGGGUGUGUUGUUGAUUUGUUUGGGCGUGCAGGCCGCGUGGAAGAGGCUUUCGAAUUUAUCAAAAAGAUGCCUUUUGAGCCAACUGCUGCUAUUUGGGGUUCACUUUUAGGUGCUUGUAGGGUUCACCAGAAUGUUCACAUUGGGGAAUUUGUGGCUCGUCGACUCUUAGAAAUUGAGCCUGAAAAUGCUGGGAAUUAUGUUAUUCUUUCCAAUUUGUAUGCUUCUGCAGGGAGAUGGGACGCUGUAAGAACGGUCAGGGAGUUGAUGAAGGAGAAGGCUGUGAUAAAGGAGCCUGGGAGAAGUUGGAUUGAGCUUGAUCAAACUCUUCAUACUUUUCAUGCAAGUGAUCGAUCCCAUCCAAGAAAGGAAGAGGUAUUUGCCAAGGUGAGGGAGUUAUCAAUCAAGAUCAAGGAAGCUGGUUAUAUUCCUGAAUUGAGUUGUGUUUUGUAUGAUGUGGAUGAUGAACAGAAGGAAAAAAUACUCCAAGGUCACAGUGAAAAACUGGCAUUAGCUUUUGGGCUGAUUUGUACACCUGGAGGAACAUCAGUCCGGAUCAUAAAAAACCUUCGGAUUUGUGUUGAUUGCCACAAUUUUGCCAAGUUUUUGUCAAGGGUUUAUUGUAGAGAAGUGUCUUUGAGGGAUAAGAACCGCUUCCAUCAUAUCGUUGGAGGAACCUGUUCUUGUGGAGAUUACUGGUGAGCUUUGACGAUUCUUUGACAGGUGAAUCUUCUCUGUUUGUACAUUAGUUUCUGGUUUCAGCAUAUCACAUUAUUGUUUCCUAUAGAUUAUGAGAUGAGCAGACAAACCAUAUCUCUGAAACAGCAAGAUGGAACUCAAUAUACUGACAUAUGCCAUGAGAAAUGACUUGUCUUCAAUAACAAAGAGUUUCCAAGUGGAGAAGCUUUCCGAUUCUUUCUGAUUGGAGAAAUUUGGUUUUGAUGAAUAUAAGACACACAAGACAAACUGCAGUUUCCUGGUGAGAAGAUUCUAAACUGGACCUUGAGGCAGUAAAGGGUGAUUAAGAUCAUCCUGCCGCAGAUGAUUUUUCUUGUUUCUAAUGCAAGGUUUUCUGAGAAAACUCCAUGAGCUUUGCUUGAUCAUUGCAGCAACUUGAAAGCCCAGACAUUAGUUUUGCAGAUAAAGAUAAGAAGAGCAGCAUAAUUAUGUUGAUGCAGGCUAGAUUUUUUGUUUUCUCUACAUUUCCCAGCAUCCAAGCAUUUUUAAAAUACUGAGCUUUUGUGUAGGAUCCCAGUGGAAAUGGUUGGGAAUGUUAGCGGUUAGAGGAGAAGUAGAAUGAAAUCAGUAUGAUAUGAUCUUGUAGGCAGUGAAUUCUGUCAAAAUUUGAAAUUUCAAAUAAAAUUGCUCUAUAACAAUUAUAAAA
Messenger RNA from Vitis riparia (riverbank grape), 2674 nucleotides. RefSeq names its product putative pentatricopeptide repeat-containing protein At3g13770, mitochondrial. The record is from RefSeq and is a predicted model, not a curated record. Lineage: Eukaryota; Viridiplantae; Streptophyta; Magnoliopsida; Vitales; Vitaceae. The coding region runs from base 64 to 1992 and encodes 642 amino acids. Gene Ontology annotation, molecular function: RNA binding; protein binding; zinc ion binding. The transcript is spliced from 2 exons. Gene Ontology annotation, biological process: RNA modification.